AUGCCAAAUUUACCAGAAACGCGAGUGAAAAGGUCAAGAACUUUCGAAAACAUUGGAGUAGAUUAUCUCGGACCGAUUUCAGUAAGAUCAAAUACAAGUACAACUAAAAGAUGGAUUGCGUUGUUUACUUGCUUUACGACGAGAGCUGUUCAUUUAAAGAUUGCCGAAGACAUAUCAGCCGAAACAUUUAUGCACAUUGUUAGAAGGUUUAUCAGUAGACGAGGUUAUCCACACCAAAUUAUCAGUGACAACGCACUUCAAUUCCAAACCGUAUUCAGUAAUAACUCAGGAAUAUGCAAAGGUCAACGAAUUUUUAGCAAAGAAAGCAAUUCAUUGAAAGAGCAGUACGCCUCGAUCUCGAUGGAGUGGAGGAUUAUAUGA
Messenger RNA from Brugia pahangi, 381 nucleotides. Lineage: Eukaryota; Metazoa; Nematoda; Chromadorea; Rhabditida; Onchocercidae. The record is from the annotation of a GenBank genome assembly.